AUGGCUGCCGAUGCAAUAAAGAGGAAAGUCGUGAUCGUAGGUGAUGGAGCAUGUGGUAAAACGUCACUAUUGUACGUAUUUACACUUGGCGAGUUCCCCACAGAGUACCACCCUACUGUUUUCGAGAACUACGUUACGAAAUGCAGGAUUGAUGGGAAGUUGGUAGAGUUGGCAUUAUGGGAUACUGCCGGACAGGAAGAGUACGAGAGAUUGCGACCAUUGAGUUACUCUAACUCCCAUGUGAUAUUGAUAGGGUUUGCUUUGGACACACCCGACUCAUUAGAUAACGCCAGAACGAAGUGGGUCAUUGAAGUGAAGCAGUAUUGCCCUGGCAUACCUUAUAUUUUAUGUGGGUUGAAGAAGGAUUUACGGACAAAUACAAGUGAUAGGAAACGGUUCGUGCAGUAUGACAUGGGCCUUGCCGUGGCGGAGGAGAUUGGUGCCAGGAAAUACUUGGAAAGUUCAGCAUUGACGGGGGAAGAGUGGAUGUUGUACUAUUCUUUAGGACGUUACAAAAUGGGUAAAAAGAAAGGUUUAUAG
Molecule: messenger RNA, 540 nt
Organism: Spathaspora passalidarum NRRL Y-27907
Lineage: Eukaryota; Fungi; Ascomycota; Pichiomycetes; Serinales; Debaryomycetaceae
Gene: RHO2
Product: Rho family GTPase
Exons: 2
Coding region: 1-540 (179 amino acids)
Biological process (GO): small GTPase-mediated signal transduction
Molecular function (GO): GTP binding; GTPase activity
Source: RefSeq, a predicted model, not a curated record